CUUGUGGAGCGCACCAUGGGCCGCCUAGGGGCCGGGCCGCUGCUGGGGUCGCUGCGGGUGUGGGCGGGUUGCCUCGGGGGGCCAGCCCGGCCGUGGGGGGAGGGGGCGGCGGUCGGCGCCCGGGCUUGCAGCUCCACGCGCCCCUGGGACGGCCUCGAGGGACCGCCGCGCCGGCGCCCCUACUGGCGCUACCUGAGGCGUCUGGUGCUGGGAGCGCCCAAGCCGCCGUACCCGCACGUGUGCCAGGUCGGAGACCCGGCGCUGCGGGCCGUGGCAGCCCCCGUAGAGCCGGCGCAGCUGGCGGGACCCGAGCUGCAGCGGCUGGUGCAGCGCCUGGUGCAGGUGAUGCGGCGCCGGCACUGCGUGGGCCUGAGCGCGCCGCAGCUCGGGGUGCCCCUGCAGGUGCUGGCCCUGGAGUUCCCCGAGGCGCUCUUCCACGCCUGCGCGCCGCGCCUGCGCGAGGCCCGCCAGAUGGAGCCCUUCCCCCUGCGCGUGUUCGUGAACCCCAGCCUGCGGGUGCUGGACAGCCGCCUGGUCACGUUCCCCGAGGGCUGCGAGAGCGUCGCCGGCUUCCUGGCCUACGUGCCCCGCUUCCAGGCCGUGCAGAUCUCAGGGCUGGACCCCAGAGGAGAGCAGGUGGUGUGGCAGGCCAGUGGGUGGGCAGCACGCAUCAUCCAGCACGAGAUGGACCACUUGCAGGGCUGCCUGUUCAUUGACAAAAUGGAUAGCAAGACAUUUACAAACAUCCACUGGAUGGAGGUGAAUGACUAAACCUUUCCUGAGGAUUCUGAAAACCAGGACACAAACACUUCAGCUUUGAGCCAGGCUUGUCUUACUUGGCAUUGACUUGCCUCCGACACAGAACAAUGGACUUCCGAAGCAUGCUGAACUGAGUUGGAGGAAGAUGUUAAAAACGAUUGCUCCAGGUUGAGCUAUAAAAUACUGCCUUCCACUUGAGAAGAAAACUAACUCCCCUAAAAGAAUGGACAUUUCCUGAUAAUUUUGUAUGGAGGAUGAGUGGGGCAAUAACCGCUCUCAGUAGAUAUGACUUCGUAAGACCUGUGCCAUCUAUUCCCAAAGCCAAGAUUUGGUAAUAAAUGUAGUUCCAGAAUAUCUGAAAGCCGUGUUCAAAAAUGCA
Molecule: messenger RNA, 1138 nt
Organism: Myotis lucifugus (little brown bat)
Lineage: Eukaryota; Metazoa; Chordata; Mammalia; Chiroptera; Vespertilionidae
Gene: PDF
Product: peptide deformylase, mitochondrial
Biological process (GO): peptidyl-methionine modification; N-terminal protein amino acid modification
Cellular component (GO): mitochondrion
Molecular function (GO): peptide deformylase activity
Source: RefSeq, a predicted model, not a curated record